AUGCUUUCUCUUCAUUUCUGGGAGUCUCGGAGUCAAUCUACAGAUGCUGCUCCUUCCGUGGCUGAUGGCAUUCAGGCUCACAGCUGCCGACAGUGCCAGGGAAACAACUGUGCAGGACAGCUCAGCGACAGGACACUGGCCACGGUCUCGGCCAGAGCAGCAGCCCCCCGGCCACAGACCACCUCUGCCACCCCACAUAGGUAUCUUCCCACUUCCCUCAGGUUUGCCCGAGACCCGCCAGAGAGGCUGAAGCACUUGGAGGUGGUGGCAGCAGUGGCAGUGGUGCCUACAGCAUUGGGGCCCAUCCAGGCACGUGGGACCCUGUUUCGGGCAACUCUGCAGCCCCUCCAGGGCAAGAGAGGGACCCAGGACAGACCCAGUGCUCACCACUGCCUUAUCCUGUCGCUGAAACCCAGGCAAGGGCUCAGAAUGGAAGUCGCUGCUCCCAAGCUGAUGUCGCAGGUCAAACUGACGGAGGUGGGGGACAGGGUGAGCGGAGCUCAAGACUGCCAAGAGCUAAAGCAGCAGCUGCAGCCGCUUCCCGAGGCUUCAGUUUCCUCCCAGGGAGAAGAGAAAUAUGUUGAGAUGUGUGCUUCAGCUGGAAUGCAGAGGCAGAGUCCCCGGGCGAUGAAACUCACUCUGGAACCCAGCCCAGGGCAUCAGAGGGCCUCUAGGAGCCCCAAGGAGAAAGCCAGAAGAGUCCAGGAUGAACUGAGAGGUCAAGUGUCCACGGCUCCGAUGCCCCAGAAGAAUCCUGCUUCCGGCGAACUCUCCAGACCCCAGCUCUCCUGCACUGAUGAGGCUGAUGACUUCUCUUCUUCAUCCUCCUCCUCCUCCCCUAUGGACAAAGCAGAGGAGGGUGGCCUUUCCAAAAUGGAGGAUACCACCACAUCAACAGGGGCUCUGGCCACCUCCUCUUCAUCCUUAGGCUUUGAGAGUGACGAUGGUGGGAGCAAAGAGAGCUGCCAGCCUGGAAGAGGAGGAGGAGGGAGAAAAGCAGGCAGCAGAGGAGGGGGAGGAGGGGGUGGAGGAGAUGACACAGAGUGCAGGGGCAUUAUUGCCAAGUCCCAGGGCAGCAGGGACCCCCCCAGAAAUGAGGAGGCUCACUACAUCACCACCCACGAGAUCCAGUUGAGUGAGGUGGAGCAGGACAUGGAUUUCGACGUGGGGCUGGCCUCCCGCUGGGAUUUCGAGGACAACAACGUGAUCUACUCGUUUGUGGACUAUGCUUCCUUUGGUGGCAGCGACGAGACCCCGGGGGACGUCACCACCCCAACUGAAGAGGACGACGACAACAGCUGCUACCUCAGCACCACUCCCAGCAUCAACGCCACGCGGACUCCCAGCCCCACCAGCAGCGACCCCGCCCGCCCUGGCACGGGCAGCGGUGGCAGUGACACUAGCAGCACAGAAGUGGGCAGUGGCCCCUCUGACAGUGACCCCACUCCCCCACCCACUGGGCCUGGCACUGCCACUGCUUGUGAGCCCUUGCCGGAGCCUCCGGAGGCAGCUUCAGGGGUAGCAGCCGCCGUGAGCAGCUGUGGGAGUGCAGCAAGCCAGAUCCUCCUAUCAAUCAAACCGACUUCCCGGGCUAUAAAUGAGCCUAGCAACGUGCAUGCAAAGCAAAACAUUAUUUAUGCUGCCAAGCAUGAAGGCGACAUGAGCCUCCGCAUCUCCAAAGCUGCCGAACACCAUUCAAGUUCACUGAAGCAACACCCGGCUGCAGCCGUGGCUCAGGACCAUGCGAAAAAAUUCAUCGCUGUCCCUGCUCGCCUGCAAACCAGGUGCGGGGCCAUCCGGGCGAAGGAGCUGGUGGAUUACUCCAGCGGAGCCUCCAGUGCCGUGAGCGAGCUGGACGAUGCCGACAAAGAGGUGCGUAACCUGACCUCCCGUGCCUUCCGGAGCCUCGCUUACCCCUACUUUGAGGCUCUAAACAUCAGUUCCCGGGAAUCCUCCGCCGCACUCUCAGAAGUCGGCUUUGGGCGCUGGUCGACCUUCCUGGACUUAAAAUGCGGGGGUGUCGGAGCCAAGGUGGAACAGAGCCUCCUGCGGAGCAGCGCAGCCUCUGUGGCUGCCGGUCUGCGGACGGGUGGUGGGGCCAGGCCCACUGCAGACCAGCUCUACAUCCAGUCCAAGAAGUCCCAGACCAAGGCUUUGGAGUUUGUGGUCAGCAAAGUCGAGGGGGAAAUCAAACAUGUGGAGACACCCUUGUGCUUCCAGAAGCAGGUCCAGACGGGCUCCCGCACUGUCACCCUUCUUGAGCCCCUAAAUUUACGCAGUGACAGCAAAGCCAGCCCAGCCACCCGGCCCGGCAGGACCACCAAAGGCUCCGAAAAGGGCCCCGGGUCAGUGUACACUGAUGAUGGCUCUGAGGCUUCUGAAAGCAGCAAGCCUGCCUUCCGAGCUGAAGGCCACCAGAAGAAGUCCACGUUUGCUUCCAGCCUGCUCAAAAAUGUCAUUUCCAAGAAGAUGCAGCGGGAACAUGAGUUCAAGAUGGAGAGGGGAGAGGUCACCGACACAUCCCACAAGAAACUCCCCGGCAGCUCCAAGGAGACAGAAGGAUUUCCCGGGUGCGAGAAGCAGAGGGAGAAGGGUUUGCAGAGGCAGAGUUCUCGCCACUCAGAGGCCGGCUCCGAGUACACCGUGAUUAGUGUGUCUGAUGCAGGUGGGGAAGGGUCUGUGGCCGACCCUAAAUCCCCAGUUUUCAAAGCCAGUGCUCCUCGGGAGAGCCAUGCAGGCUCUGGCCGGAAUUUUGCAGAUGGACACACAGAAGAAGUGUGUGAAAUUAAGAAGAGUGCCUCAGAGACUGUCAAGGGCAUCUUCCUCCGUAGUCAGAACAGUGCAUUCCGGUCUUGGAAGGAGAAACAGGCUGAGAAAUGUGAAGAGAAGGCCCCCAUUGGAAAGCUGAAGCUCCCCAAAGGUGGGGACUGGCGAGCUGACCUCGGGGAGAUUUCUGCCAACAAGUCCACCAUCAUGUCUCGCCUCUUUGUCCCCAAUAUCCAGCAGACACCCAAGGACAAGCAGCCCGGGAAGCAGGCCACCAAGUAUCCUGCUGUCCAGGCUACCUCCACAGCAGUGAUCAGGCCCAAGGCUCCAGAAAUCAAGAUCCGCCUGGGGAGUGUGCAACAGCCAAGCUCGGACUUCAACAUUGCCAAAUUGCUCACGCCCAAGCUGGCCAGUAGCAGCACCUCCAACCUCUUCAAGACCACUGAGGACAACAGCAGGGCCCAACAGAGGCUCUUACGUGGGGACAACCUGGAAAAAGUGCCCCAGUUCCAGGUGAGAGACAUCAGAGACAAAUCCAAGGUUCAAGGCCCCCUCCACCAGGUGAGAGAUGUCAGGAAACUUAUCAAAGGGUCAGGGGAUAGCAGUGACAAGGGCAGUGUUACUCCAGAGCAGGGACUGACUGGGCCCAAACCCAGGCAGCUGGCAGCUGCAGCUGGCGGAUCCAGAUCCCUGUCCCCAUUGGUGAUUACGUGCCAGGCCAUUGUGAACCAGAGGGAAGACAGCAUGGACCGAGAGUCAAGGGAAAGCAUGGGCAAAGGUGGCGGCAGCAGGGUCCUGAGCUCCUCCUCCCCAGAAGGGACCGUCUUGGUUCACAGGGCAUCUGGCAGGUUGCCUGUGGCCACCAUUGCACCCAAUAAACCUGAGCAGGGCUCAUACCUGCCCGUGCUCAAGAUUGUCUCCAAGGCUUCUGCCCAGAGGACCCCAGAUAAGCCCAAGGAUGAGGAGGUCAAGGAGGAAGGGAAAGCCCCAAAGCCAGCCCGGAAUGCCCUGGAGAAGCUGACUGCUGCCGUGAGGUCCAUGGAAGAGCUGUAUAGCUUCAACAGGAACGAGUGGAAGCGCAAAAGUGAUCCUUUGCCUGUGAUGACAGAUAGCCAUGUCCUGUCGCUCAUUGCCAGCGAGGAGAGAGAAGGGGCGGGGCAUGCUGAGGGGGACACCGACAAGCUGUCCAAACGGCUGGGGGAGGUGGAAGAGCGGGGCGCAGGAAGCAAGAGUGGCGUGGUCCUGCGUGGGGCCCCCAUAGAACGUCUGCAGCGGAGAAACUCCAACCCCAGCACUGAGAGCGUGUCUGCCAGGGCAGCCGCCUUUGAAAACCUGGCCAGGGAAAGGCCACGGUCCCUUUAUAUUUCCCCGGUCCACAAGGAUGUGGAGAGAAGCCAGCCUCUGCAGCCUCUCCCACCGCUCCCCAGCAACCGAAAUGUGUUCACAGUAAGUACCAGCAGCACCCAGAAAACUGGAGGCGUCGCCGGCAAGUUCCCACAAGGGCCUUCUCCAGAGAUUGCUUCAGUGGCAAAGGGCACCAAAUCGCAGGGACUGAGGUCCCUCAAGAUCUCUCCAGCCACCUGGGCACCUCCUGAGGAGAUGAUCAACAGGAAAAACAGUUUGGAGAAGGGCAAUAGUGACUGUGAGAAUUACCUGACCAUCCCUCUCAAAGGAAGCUCUGCAGCCAGGGAACUUUCUGGCAGACCUGGGGCUGGCAGGGAGGGUCCCCCGGCUUCGUCAGCUGCCACUCUGUGCAAUUUGCCCCCACUGAGUGCCCGCAGUCAGGUCCCAAGUAGCCCCAAAGGUUCCCAGGUCAGCGGAACCAGCCGGCCAGCUUGGCGUAGCAAACCUGACAACCCCCGGGAGACAGUAGCUGUCCCAACAGGGCCUCAGAGUCCAGACCAUCCUCCCACUGCCAUCUACCACCAGCAGCCACUGCCCUUCACGCUGCAGGGAGCCCAGCCCCAGGUCCUCUGCUUCUCCCCGCCUAGUAUGCCUGCCCCAGCACCUGCAGGCCCAGCUCCGGUCCCCACAGACCCCUUCCAGCAGCCUCAGCCUCAGCAGACCCAGCGCAAGAUGCUCCUGGAUGUGACGACUGGCCAGUACUAUCUAGUGGACACACCAGUGCAGCCCAUGACGCGGAGACUGUUUGACCCUGAGACGGGGCAGUAUGUGGACGUGCCCAUGACCUCCCAGCAGCAGGCCGUGGCGCCCAUGUCCCUUCCUGUGCCCCCCCUGGCCCUGAGUCCCGGGGCCUACGGACCCACCUACAUGAUCUACCCUGGGUUUCUGCCCACGGUGCUGCCCACCAACGCCCUGCAGCCCACACCAAUAGCUCACACUCCAGGGGUCAGCGAGCUCUCACCCAUGUCAGCAGAGACCCCUGGCAAAGAGGCAGCUGCCACAUUCACCGAGGUCCCAUACUUUGUGGCCUCUGGUCAGUCUCCCGCCUCCUCUUCUUCUUGUAACCCAGCAGCCACCUCCCAGCUUGUGGGGGCCAAGGGCUUCGCCCAGCUGCACGGCAAGCCUGUCAUCAGCAUCACCUCGCAGCCCCUGGGGCCGCGGAUCAUUGCCCCCCCUUCUUUUGACGGUACCACCAUGAGUUUUGUGGUGGAACACAGAUGA
Molecule: messenger RNA, 5391 nt
Organism: Choloepus didactylus (southern two-toed sloth)
Lineage: Eukaryota; Metazoa; Chordata; Mammalia; Pilosa; Megalonychidae
Gene: C3H4orf54
Product: chromosome 3 C4orf54 homolog
Exons: 1
Coding region: 1-5391 (1796 amino acids)
Source: RefSeq, a predicted model, not a curated record